UGGCCUAUACUUAUAUAGUCAAGAUAUUUGAUUAUGUUGGUGUUGCUUUGUCAAAUUGAGGCGUGUGGUUUUUGUUUCUGCAUAAAUUUUUACUAUUAUACAACUUAGCGACUGGUUACAUUAUAUCAUUCGACUGCAUCCCAUUUUUUGACAUAAUUAAGAAUACAUCUUUUAAGUAAUCAUGGUGGAGGAAAUUCAAAAAAAGCUUCAGAAUGAAGCUGAUACGCUAAGACAAAUCCAGAAAGAAUAUAACAAGGCAUUAAGUCAGAGGCAGCAAUUGGAUGGACAGCUGAACGAGAAUAUUAUGGUGAAGAAGGAGUUGGACGUUUUGAAAGAGGAAAAUGAUGUAUUCAAAUUAAUAGGUCCUGUACUCGUGAAGCAAGAUUUAUAUGAAGCCAAGCAAAACGUCGACAAGCGCAUGAAUUAUAUCAAGUCCGAACUAAAACGUGUGGAUGACAUGAUGUCUACUUUGGACAAGAAGUUGGAUACACAGAGAGAUGUAAUAGAUAAAUUGCAACAAGCGUUUCAGCAAGCUCAAAUUAAAGCAUCCAUAAAUCAGUCAAAAUCAUAAUAUUAUAUAGAUCACAGUUUUGUGGCAUUAUCAUUUGUAUAAUUAAUACCUAAUAAUAAAUACUAAGUGAUAUUGUUCAAUGUACAUAUACAUAUAUGAAAUCUUAUCAUUUGGCAAUAUCAUGUAUUUCUGUUUCAUUUAUUUGUUAUAGGUAAUUAUAAUGUAAAUCUUGGUUAUGUGUUACAAUUAUCAUUCAAGUGUAAUUUAUGUAAAUUAAAAAAUAUAAACUUUCCAAAAUA
Pogonomyrmex barbatus (red harvester ant) is the source of this 810-nucleotide messenger RNA. RefSeq names its product prefoldin 6 (gene Pfdn6). Lineage: Eukaryota; Metazoa; Arthropoda; Insecta; Hymenoptera; Formicidae. The record is from RefSeq and is a predicted model, not a curated record. Gene Ontology annotation, biological process: protein folding; chaperone-mediated protein complex assembly. Gene Ontology annotation, molecular function: protein-folding chaperone binding. Gene Ontology annotation, cellular component: prefoldin complex; cytoplasm.